AACUUCCCACUAGUCCUGUGGCCUUCACAGAGCAAAGUACCCCCAUCUCCCGGCCACUCUCUCCUGACAUUCCUCCCCUGCUGAUCUUCCAUUUAGGAAACAAAAAAAAAUCCUUUCAAGUUUUCGCAUUGCUUUUUGAAUCUUUUAGUUCUCUUAUUUUUCUGCAGUGCGUUUGUGAAAUGAUUAUGGACCGAUUGACUGAUAAUGUCCUUGUUGGACUCGGGCGUCUGAUCUUCAUCUCGGUUAUUUCGGUCAGCAGACGCUGAGCUGUGUAAAUAGCGCUUUAUCAUCUUGCAGUUCCACCGGCACUUUGCGCUUCUGCUCAGCGCUGCUGAAGUGUGACAUUCAUUAUGAGAACAUAAAAAAAUACUGCAAACGAAAAGCGGCAACCCGGCACGAUUACCUGGGUAUACAGUACAGUAUAUUAUGCCUAAUUCAUGCGAAGGUUGUAUCUAGCUGUCUUCAUGAAAGAAGGGGUAUUAGCUUCAGCUGCAUACAGUAGCUAGGUGGUUAAUUUCCGAACCCACAACUUCCCCCGUUUUGUAAGCGCGUCCUCGCCUUCUGGGCCAUGCGAGCCCGGAGGGAUCAGAGGAGAGACGCAGAGCAGCUCGAUAGUCCGGAGUCAAUUUGUGCGGGGUGGACCGCUGACGUAUGCAGCUGUAGUCCUGUGUCUUUAAAAGCAUGCAAAACAGUUCGGCAUUUCAGAGAAACCGUUACGUACUGUACACAGUAACUCCCUGUACUUCACAAGGAAAGAGGGCAUUUAUCGGAUGUAUAGAAAGUAGGUUUAUUUUCCCCUUCAAACGCCUAAACUGAAUUUCUUCGUUGCUGCUGGUUGAGUGGAUAUUCACAGGCUGUUUCGUCUUAGUAGGUUGAGAAGCUGAGCUUCAGAGAAGCAGAACACUCCCAAGCUGGAUUAAGAACUACACUAUUUUUUAAGAUUUGUCUCCAGAAAUCAUGGGAACCUCAUCCUCUUCAAACACUUCAGCAUUAAGCUUGUGCUUCCAGAAAAACAACCCGCCUUUCAACUACACCUUGCCCAUUGCCUCUCAACACUUCUCGACUGUCUUCACCACACUAGGACUGGCCUCCAACCUGUUCGCCUUUGUGGUGCUGGUCAAGUCCUACCAACGGACACAGAGUCGUUCCCGGUCCUCUUUCCUCAUCUUUCUAGGUAGCCUGGUAGUGACAGACUUUCUGGGUCUCCUGGUAACUGGAUCCAUCGUCAUCUCUUUCCACACUACCCACUUCAACUGGAAAGAGCUGGACCCAGACUGCCAUUUCUGUAACUUCAUGGGCAUUUCCAUGGUCUUCUAUGGAUUGUGUCCCUUACUUUUGGGGGGGACCAUGGCUAUAGAACGCUUUAUGGGCAUCAACCAGCCUUUUUCCCGCCCCACAAACAUGUCCAAGAGGCGUGCCAUGUCCACUGUGCUCGUGGUGUGGGUGUUCGCUGGCUGUAUUGGUCUCCUACCUGUGCUGGGCCUGGGGAGUUACCAUAUGCAAAUUCCUGGGUCCUGGUGUUUCUUCAGCAUCACUUCUGAGCCCUGGGACCUGACCUUCUGCCUCAUCUUCUCCAUGGUGGGGCUGCUGUCCUUGGCAGUUUCCUUCGUCCUGAACACAGUGAGUGUGGUGACGCUCUUCAGGGUGUGCUGCAACCGUGAGUCUGUGCAGCGGCGGAGGGACCAUGAGGUGGAGAUGAUGGUCCAGCUGAUAUGCAUCAUGAUCAUCGCAUCUGUCUGCUGGUGUCCCUUGCUGGUGUUUAUUGCGCAAAAAGUGCUGUCAAAUACCCCCCUCAACAUCUCACGCCUGCUGCUCUGGAUCCGCUUUGCCACUUGGAACCAGAUACUCGACCCCUGGGUCUACAUUCUUUUCAGGAGGGCUGUCCUGCGGCGGGUCUACCCCAAAUUGAACAGGUCUCGGGCCUCCAUCAUGACUUUGUAUCCCAGUUUCACCACUACACUCACAAAACUAACUCGGACAUCCGUGGACAAUUGAUAUGAACUGAUUGAUUUGAACUACAAAACGCAGGAAGAAAGGAGCUCUGUGAAAUUAAUAAGGGGUACAGUAAGAAUGAGUUGUUCUUGUCAAUUAUACCUCCAGUCUUUGCCACCUUGCUUUGCAGUUGGUCUGUAGCCAGUUGGUAUCAGUGUUACAGAUGGCUGCAACUUAUAUGAUGUAUGAUGUAUACCUUAAUGAUACUAAUAUAUAUAUAUGCUUAUGUGGCAUCUAUAUCAAGCACAUCCCCACCUUCAAAGUGUUUGAAGCUUCGGAGAUCAUGCCUCUGGAUGAAUCACUGCUCCAUUUCUUUGUGUUCAGCAGAGGGCUUAUAUAGAGCUUUGUCACACUGCUGGCAGGGCCACAUGUGAAGAGAUACCAUGCAGCUGGGAAGGACUUAAUUUUUCUGACAUGCAACAUGAUGAAAAAUAGAUGUACAGCAUGAUUUUUCUGGGGGGUGCGGGGCUGGGACUUUUAGGAAUUUACUAUAGCACCAUGAAUCUCCAAGGAGUAUUAUGAACACCACUUCAUUAUUACAUAUAACAUUUUUCCCACUGCUCCACAUAACUUUAAAGAGUGUGUUUCAAAAAACAUAAGAUUGUACGUGUCUACGUUUUGCAACAGAUGUUUAACAUGCCUGUCAUUUUUUUCCAUUAAUAAAUUCUUGACAUUUUUACAUUAAAAAGGUUUGACGUUUAUCGCUGUAAGUUUUCAAAGCAUCUUCUCUCCUGCACUGUUUUGCAAUUUAGUGGGUUUUUGCGUACCUUUCUUCUAUUCUUUUUAUCACAGGAAUGCUAAAGAGAAAAAAGAAAUAUAGUACCAUAUAGUGUGUAACUACAGUGGAGAAUUUAAUUUAACUAGAUUGGUGAUAAAGAAGUGGGUAUAGGAUAUAACAUCCAUGAGAGAGUGAGAGGUGGCUUUAAGAGAAAGCCAGCUAUUAAGUAGAACAGCCAGUGUAAAAUGAAGCACACCAGAGCUAAUUUGAAUAAUUGAUAUUCAGAGAGAGUGAGAUUCCACAUGAGGGAGAAGAGCAAAUAGGAUAGUAGUUCAGGUGGGGAGCUGCGUCAGCAUGCGUAGGCUGCAAAGGAACAAGUAAUAGGUUUAUUCCAUGCUGAAAAAAAGAAGAAAGAGAACACAACGUUUCGGCCGUGGAGCCUUCUUCAGGUGUGUCUGUUUGGAACUGGCCACUCCCCCUGGACUAAUGGCAAGUUGUUUAAGAACAUCCUGGAGGAAAAGGGUUUUAGUUUGUGUUAAGCCUCCAGCAUGAAAGGGGGUUGUGUUUGCUAGAGGGGAAGCCUUCAUAGCAAUGGAUAGAGCUGGCUUACAGGCUUGUAGAACUCAAUGAGUUAAGGAGGCCACAGAAACUAUUGUUAGACUAUACUUAGGGCUAUACUUAUCACAGGUUUGGACAGUUGGAUUGUAGUGGGAACUUUGUUCACCAGGCUCAAUGAAGUUGAAAGGCUUUGCUGGGAGAUAUUACUGUCUACAGGAGUAGUGAAGUGCCUGGCAAGGUAGCAGUGUAUUGUCUCUCCAUAGCUCAAAGUGAAAGGAGUCUAGACUGCACAGUUGGAGUUAUGAGUACUCUCUGGCUAGAUUAUCAGCAGACAAGUCUAUGGUCUCUGAGCGGGGGUGGAAACCUGGUGGCUGCUGCUGUCAGGGGUGUGAGUGGUUGCUACUGGGGACAGAGAUGCAUCCCUGGCCAGACAGGAUCAGCUGGUCUACUUAGGAAUGAAAAGAGUGAGAUGUUGUUUGGGAAGAGCAUGCACUUGGGAAAGAUUAGGUUGAAUUAGGUUAACCUUAUUAUAUUAGUGGCAUGUGAUAAAGGUAUUGAAGUGAUAAGGGAACAUGGUCAGGUAGAAUACUCCACUGCCUGACUAGGUUACUGAAUGCUGAUUAGUGAAGACCUGGUGUUAAGGAAAGAUCUGAAAGAAGAACAAAGGCUGCCUUUUCCCUUAGAGGGGGACUAAUGAAGCAUCUAGGAGCCUGAAGGGGUUUCAGCUGCUGGAUACUGGAUAGUUAAAAUGUGGAAAUUUAAGGUGACAUGCUGAUUGGGCUGUUAUCAUGGUCAAUAUCCUGUUUACAACUAAAGGGUAAUUUGUGAUCAGCCAUUCAUAAGAACUUCGUAUUGUUAGGUGGUGCUUAAAUUUUAGUAAAAUGGGCAAGUUGAAGGAAAAUCUGCCACUGCUUGUGGCAUCACUGUUUCAAUCUGCUACUUAAUACCACAAAUCGGCUUUUACUGCACUCCAGAGGUGGACCUUUCUGGUUACACAACAUGGGUGGCCCUUAACAUCAAUUUAGCUUUUAUUGCUUGACCUCUGCACCGCUGCAAGUCUGUGAGAACAGGAGGCCCGCAAGCCUGUCAAGGAUGGAGAAAAAGGGUGAAUAUUGCUCAGAAUGGCAACACAGUAGCGGGGAUAGCCUAGCAGAUGGAAAAUAGUACAUGAACAUUCACUGCACAAAUGGUAUGGCAUUUUUUUAAAUUCAAAUGUUGUGUACAGCUGUCUAAAGUGUUUUUACACUGCUUUUCAUUAGGCAUUGUCAGUGAUCCAGAUAGUUAUUAUAAGAAUGUAAAAUGCCAUGCAGCAGUCUAAAUAUGACCAUGAACUGUAUGUGUUGAGACAUUUUCUUGUAGAGUUGCACCCUUUUAUUUCCAUAAAUGCCGGCCGAGGGUGAUUAAAGGAGUUAUUUCUGGAUCAAUGGCUUUUUUCCCUUCUGUCUUCAUAUGAUACAGUACAGAACAAUUCCCAAAACAAAAAGGCAGGAGUUCUAACAUUUUUUUUCCAAACCUACUGUAUAUGGCUUGCCUUUAUGUAUAUCUUUAAAGCUUUAUUUACUUUUAUAAACGCUUCUGUAAAAUUUUAAAGGUGUCAUACCUAGAUUAGGAGGGGAGUAAUUUAUUUGUCUUUGUUCUUUUAAGGUUUGAGGAAAUUGCUUGUACUUUAUUUGACGUUAAGAGGAUAUCCUGCAAAUACUGGACUGGGAAUAAAAUGGAGGAAAGCAGUGAAGUUAACAUCCUUUUUAAGAUUAUGUAGUAGCUUCCGAAAUGAAUUAUAAAGUUUGUUAGAUUACCAGUGUUUACGUUCUGAUUACAAUAACGUCUUCCUUCAAUGUAUCUUGACUGUGAGACCUGUCGCUUCACCCUGGACUGCAAUGGAGAAGGAUUACACUUCAGCUGUGGUAGAGAACUGCCCAAUUCUGAUGGGAUUGAAGUACUGAAAUAGACCUGUUAAAACAGCCUGAUUGAAGAACAGCUGCAGAGAGACAUUUGUUGCUUUUGUUUUCCCUUUUUGGACAAUAUAAAGGGUGUUAUGGUGCUAUUUGUCUUGCAAAUCCUGAUGUGCAUGGUCAUUUUUUUCCCUGUGGAUUGGAACAAGGUCAUUUAGUCCAUCUUGCUCAUCAUAGUUUCUGCUAAUAUGAAGAUCCAAGAAUCACAAUAAGACAUUUUUCCUGUUUUCUGCCAUGAUUGUUUGCAAAUUUUUGCCCCAGUUCUCAUGAUGCAGAUAUAAACAUCUAACAGUCUGUUAUGAGAAAGUAGCAAGAGAGUCUGUGGCAACCUGGGGUCUCUAGUGAAACAACUGGGGUGCAAGGGGGGAUAACGCACCGGAUGGCCAGUCCAUGGCAGGGCUCACUCAAACACAGAUGGACAAAUUAGAGACACUAACCUUGCCAGCACCUUCUGGACAGUAGCCAGAGCGUGUGAAGGAUGUGACCCCAGAAAGAGCAUGGAGCAGACAAUCACCACGCCACUUUGGUGGCCUGUUCGAUCUGUGCUUUAUUGUAGUAGUGCAGGAGACCCAUCGAUUGUGUAGAUAUCAUCACCAGUUUAUGAUAAUGAGACGGCUGCCAGCUGCUGAUGCAAGGCCUGUUCAGGCUCCUGAGAGGGUCUACACACAUUAAGCGUCUUCCAACCUUACACGGAUAAAAUAUGUGCCUGGAUUAUCAGUGUUUGGAUUCACUGAUUGUGAUGUAAAAACAUGCAGUAUUUGAUUCACCCUCACUCUGUCCAACAACAUAAACACAUCAAUAUACACCAUGCACAUUUUCUCAAGUGGAUCUCGUCUCAUGUGCAUCUCUUUCUCUACUUCAUGAUUCUGCAAUAUUAU
Lepisosteus oculatus (spotted gar) is the source of this 6098-nucleotide messenger RNA. It is a transcript of the gene tbxa2r, whose product is annotated as thromboxane A2 receptor. Gene Ontology annotation, cellular component: plasma membrane. The record is from RefSeq and is a predicted model, not a curated record. Gene Ontology annotation, biological process: adenylate cyclase-activating G protein-coupled receptor signaling pathway; positive regulation of vasoconstriction; positive regulation of blood pressure. Gene Ontology annotation, molecular function: thromboxane receptor activity. NCBI's taxonomy places the organism in Eukaryota, Metazoa, Chordata, Actinopteri, Semionotiformes, Lepisosteidae.